UUCGAGGUGGUGUACUGGAAGCGGGGAAGUUGUGAUUGAUCAGCACUGAUUCCAUAAGAACCACCAAAUGAUGUCAUAUCCGCCAUAAAGCUUUUAAACCCCCUCUGCAGACAUAAAGUUUUGACCCCGUGCCGUGGAUGCGCUUGUUCAGCAUUGACUGCACGCAGGAGCCCCCGACGAGGUGUAAUGAAGCCCGAUCGCUCCAUCCUCCUCCAUCGCCGGGCAAACAGCAGCAGCAGCAGCGUCCCGUCGUGAAGCCAGCGAUUGCAUUCGCGUCCCGUCCAGGAUGCCCGCCACCGUCGGAGUGCUGGAUUCUUUGCUCCUACUGACGCUCUUCGGCUUGUACCCGUCUAUGACUCUCGGGCCCAGGGAGGGUUGGCAGGUGUACAGCUCGGCCCAGGAUGCGGAUGGGCGCUGCGUCUGCACCGUGGUGGCCCCCGAGCUGAACCUCUGCUCCAGAGAUGCCAAGAGCAGGCAGCUCCGGCAGCUUCUGGAGAAGGUGCAAAACAUGUCGCAGUCCAUUGAAGUUCUGAACCUGCGGACCCAGAGGGAUUUUCAGUAUGUAAUGAAGAUGGAAACGCAGAUGAAAGGCCUGAGAAAUAAAUUCAGGCAGGUUGAGGAGGACAGGAGGACAUUGAUGAGCAGGUACUUUCAGGAGCUGAAGGAGAAGAUGGAUGAGCUGAAGCCUUUGAUUCCGGUUCUGGAGCAGUACAAGACGGACGCCAAGCUCAUCUCACAGUUCAAAGAGGAGAUCCGGAACCUGUCGGCAGUGCUGACGGGCAUCCAGGAGGAGAUUGGGGCAUUCGACUAUGAGGAGCUUCAUCACAGGGUGCUCGGCCUGGAGGGCAGGCUGAGGGACUGCAUGAGCAAACUGACAUGUGGAAAAUUAAUGAAAAUCAGCGGACCAAUAACAAUAAAGACGUCCGGAACGAGGUUUGGGGCAUGGAUGACGGACCCCCUGGCAUCUUCGCGGAGCAACAGGGUCUGGUACAUGGACAGUUACACCAACAACAAGAUCGUGCGUGAGUACAAGUCCAUGGCGGACUUCGUGUCGGGGGUGGAGUCUCGCACCUACAGCCUUCCCUUCAAGUGGGCUGGGACCAACCACGUCGUCUACAACGGCUCCCUGUACUACAACAAGUAUCAGAGCAACAUCAUCAUCAAGUACAGCUUCGAGACAGGCCGGGUGCUAGUGGAACGGCCCCUGGAGUACGCAGGAUUUCACAACGUGUACCCCUACACGUGGGGCGGCUUCUCAGACAUUGACCUCAUGGCCGACGAACUGGGCCUAUGGGCCGUGUACGCCACCAACCAGAACGCCGGCAACAUCGUCAUCGGCCAGCUGGAUCCUCAGAGCCUGGACGUCCUGAAGACCUGGAACACAGAGUACUCCAAGAGGAAUGCCGGGGAGUCCUUCAUGAUCUGCGGCACCUUGUACAUCACCAAUUCCCAUUUGACUGGAGCCAAGGUCUACUACUCUUACUCCACCAAGACAUCAACCUACGAGUACACGGACAUCCCGUUCCAUAACCAGUACUUUCACAUCUCCAUGCUCGACUAUAACGCUCGGGAGAGGGUCCUCUAUGCUUGGAACAACGGCCAUCAGGUCUUGUUCAAUGUUACACUUUUCCACAUUAUUAAAACUGAUGACUCUUAACAUUGUACAUUAUGACAUGAUAAUCAAAUGUGAUGGACUUUUUUAACUAUUUGUUUUUUGCAAAUUGGACAAUAUUUUCAUCUUUAUGGAAGGAUUGUCUUGUCUAAAGUAUUUAUUUUGUUUUAAAGCAGAAGCGAUAGCAUAUUACUACUUGUUCAGAUUAUUGUUCUUUAUAUGUUUCAAAUCCCAGCUGUAAAAUACUUGUUCCUUCAGAGCUCUGAGCUAAAUAAGGAGAAUACUACUCCUCUUGUUUCUUUCAUUUCUGUUGUAAAUUCUCCCUCUAACUAAUUCCUGAAAAAUCAACACAUUUAAAUGGGCCUAGGUGUAUCUUUGAGCAGUUUGCAAUGCGAGAUCUUGCACAAAGAGAUCUUGUGUGGUUUUUGCCCGGGUCUGACUUGGAUACCAUCCUCCAAUUAAAAGUCAUAUUCAGAAUGUGAAACCAAGUAUUAUUUGUGACACAGUGACAUUGAUUGGAUUCUGGUUGGUCAGAAUCAUUAUGUUGACCUGCUUGGCUGUUCCCUGAUUUUAAUGAUGGAAAGCAGCAGUUGGGGUUCUCCCGCAAGUCCUCAUAAAUACUAUCACACUGGUUUGGAAUCUUUCCAGCUGACAGCAACCUGAAUUAUUACUCGACCGGUAACAGACAACACAGUUAAAUAAUGCAUAUCUUUAAAGUCUGCUAUCUGUUUAAAACUCUACAACACCAUUUAAAAUAAACUAGAAAAUAAAUUUAAAAAUAAUUAUUAAAUCAAAUGCCAAUUUAUUUUUAAUUAACUAGGACUGCUGUGUUGGUCAGCUAUUUUGCGCAUAAUGGCCACUGGUAAAAUGUGAAGAGCAGACAUUCCAAAUGGCCUGUGUACCUUCGGGGUGUGUAGCAGCCUGGUGAGCUUCUCUGUCUCUUCUGCUGCCCUGAUGCCCUUCACCAUGCUCACGCAGAAGCUUGUGGUCACAUGAUCACAUGGUCACAUGAUUAACUGGCCAAGGCAUGAUUGGCAGAUUGGACCAUGGGAGUGGGCACCAGUGCUCUUUCUGAUAUCCAUGUUUCCUGCCCCAUACAGUUGAAUUUGACAUCCAAAACCUGCUGGAUUUAGUUUAGCAAGAAAGAGGCUCUGGAAGCUUUUGUGCAUGAAUGUCAAAAGUGUUUGGCUGCAUAUUCUAUUCUGCUAUGUGUGUCAUUUCCAUAUGCUGUUUUCACAGUGAUAUUUUGUUUGGGAGCUUUGUGUUAGUGUUUAACAAACACUGUUUGAGUACUUGGUGACAUGAAAAGCAACAUAUAUACUUAUAUGGAUUUGUGACAAAUCGAGUAAAAAUGUAUAGCACCUCAGCAAUUUAGGUAUGUCUCUGUGAGAGUAAACUGUUAUUAUUAAUAUGUAUGCAGUGAGACUACUUUUUUAAAAAACAUUUGUCUUUAUAUUUUUAUUUCCUUUUAAGAAACCUGUUAUUUUCUCUGUAAAGAGUUUAUUUCUGUUUACAUUAAUAACCAGUCCACUGCAGUAAAUGGAAAAGAAUCACA
Molecule: messenger RNA, 3167 nt
Organism: Brienomyrus brachyistius
Lineage: Eukaryota; Metazoa; Chordata; Actinopteri; Osteoglossiformes; Mormyridae
Gene: olfm3a
Product: olfactomedin 3a
Exons: 6
Coding region: 287-1657 (456 amino acids)
Biological process (GO): signal transduction
Source: RefSeq, a predicted model, not a curated record